AUGUUUGCCCAACACGUUAAUUUCUUUACCACUAAUAAUAAUAAUAAUAACAACAAUGACACUGAUUUCUUAAGCCAUGAGGAUGCCAUGCAUGGUUGGAAUGAAUACCAAGCAGCACAACGACAACAAUUCACCUCAUCUGUUGCUUCAGUUGGCUCUGAAGUAAUGGAUGAAUUUGCCACUUUAUUUAAAACCAUGGAUGAAUUCAUCUUUCCAGUAGUAGUUGAAAAGGUUGGAUUGGAAGAACAUCUCCCUGCAGCUGAAGAUCAACAAAUGAUGUCCUUGGAUGACAUUUAUCAACAAUUGAGAAAUUCUGCUCUUUCCCCAACAAGCUCAACCUCUUCUGCUUCCUAUCAAAGUCAGGAUGUGAUUAGCACUGGUGCUGCUAGUUCUAGUAGUAACAAAGAAAGCACCUUUGAUCAAUCCACAUUCGUCCAAAAGAAGAAGAAGAGCAGUAAGAAGGCAAAGCAAGACGAAGAAAAGACAGUGAACAAGAGAGCCAAGAAGAAUAGUGCUGAUGAUUGGCAGUACACCAAAUUCUCUGAAAGCAAUUCCUACUUGGAAAUUAACACCAACACACCUGAAGUCACCAUUGCUUUUGAAGUUUACCAGACAAAAAGAAGACAAACUGUUGCUUUAAAGUCUGAUAAAGAUACAAUGACAAGGGUUUGUGAAAUCUCGUUCCAAAUAUCAAACUUGGAUACCACCAAGACAAAUUAUGUAUCACUGAAGAAGCGUUUCGAUAAGGAGGCAAUCUAUGGCAAUGCAAAGCCAACCAAGCUCUCCACCUGGAUUAGAUUGAAGGGUACUGAAGAGUAUCUUUUCUUCUACUGCCAAACAGGUAAAUCUUGUGGUGUACAUAAUGUUGUUAACUAUGAAUUUGGAAAAUUAGAAACCAGAUCCACUCAUCUUUCAAAAUACUCCACCAAGUGUUCAAACGGUUUUCACAUCAUUAGGUCCAAAACAGACUAA
This is a messenger RNA of Naegleria gruberi, 972 nucleotides long. RefSeq lists its product as uncharacterized. Lineage: Eukaryota; Heterolobosea; Eutetramitea; Acrasida; Naegleriidae. The coding region runs from base 1 to 972 and encodes 323 amino acids. The record is from RefSeq and is a predicted model, not a curated record. The transcript has a single exon.